CUGUCGCACGUCUUAGUCGACACACGUAAGUUUUGCGCGCGCGAGUGUUGCGCUCUUCUUUUAAUUUUUAACUUUACUAACGUGUUUAAACAUACAUACAUAUAUAUACAUACAUAUUUAUAUGUAUAUAUAUAUACAUACAUACAUACAUACAUACAUACAUACAUACAUACAUACAUACAUAGUUAACUUGCAUCGCAUAUUAUAAAAACCGGAAAGAAUCGAGAAUUAAGGGACAUGACGGUUUUCGAUCCUUAACGGUAUUUCAAAGGGUCUCUUUUAUUUUUCAUAAUGAGAAAAAAAACGAUAUUUUCCAUUUCUAGUGAACGUAACGAUUGAACGAAGAUAUUUGUUAAGUGUAAAAUUGUGAAGAAGAAGAAGAAAAAGAAGAAGAGGAAGAAGGUGCGCGCGCUUACGAGCGCGAGAAUAUCGAAGGACCUCGACUUGGGUACGGAAGGCAGCACAAAAAAGCAAGUUUACCGCGAUACCGUGCCGAAGGUGACUGAGAGAAGUGUUCUUGAAACGAAAUAAACCUCUUUCCCUGUCUCACAUACACACACACACACACAUACACACAUACAUACACACACGCACACACACACACAUAUAUAUACUUCUCUCUCUUUUCUUUCGGCUCAGUAAUGAAAGGAUACCGUAUGUUUGGUAGAAAGAAAAGCGAAAAAAUAUUCUCAUCGUAAACGAUCGAUCGCGCAGUUUGAUCGAACAUUUUUAAAAAAAUCGACCAUGCCUUUGCCUCUCCCGCGUAACGCGAAUUCGUCGACGAGAAAACGUUCGCGACGUAGAAGUUUAUCUGCGAGGCGCCUAAGCUUCGCGGAGGAUCGUGAGGAAGGAUAAAAAAAAAAUUGAAACAAUCCUUAUAGAAUAAAAUAUCUUACAACAUUAGCCUUUGAGGGAUUAUUCUCAAAGUACGAAGGAAUAGUGGAUGAUUUAUUUAUUAUCAAACGAACGCUUUUUUCCAAUAUAGAGUUUGGCCGGGUGUUAAUUUUUUAAAGGAGAGAAAGAAGAGGAAGAAGAAGAAAAAGAGGAAGAAGAAGAAGAGGAGGUGUGUGGAGGUUAGCGGCUUGCAAGACUGAAUAACCGUGGACCGAACCGGUCGGUUCCAUUCGGUCGUGUUCAGUCGUUUCGUCAACGACGAAGAAGAAGGAGAGGGAAAGGGAAAAGAAGAAGAAGAAAAAGAAGAAAAAGAAGAACGAUGAGCGUUAGGAUCGUCGUAAGCGUGACGGAAAUCGCGGAAAUGAACCCCAAGGAUCGUUACGUCGUCGAAGGGAUCGCACUUUCCACCGAUGAUGGGAGAGAUGACGGGACACAAGACCACGAAAAAGAAUCCGAUUCCUUGGAAUUAUCGUUGCCUGUCGAUCAACCGGUCGACAGCGUUUAUAUGAUAUGUGGCGUGCUAAUAGCUAUGGUAUUGGUCGGUGUUAUCAUCGUCCUACUUGCCGUAACAAUCAGCAAACUAAGGAAAAGGGAGGAGCAUCAUUCAAAUGUCGUUCAUCCCGAGAAUGCCACUGUCGUACAAACGGCAACGGUCUCGGCAUCCUCAGCGACGAUUUCAACGAUCGUCUCCACAUCGCCAUCGUCUCAGCUGGGCAACGAGCGAUGCUUGGCACAGGUGACCACCGGCGAUGGUACUUCCCCUCCUUCCCCCACCGCCGUAACAACGGUCACCACCGCCACCACCACUACAACCACCGCUACGAGCAUCGAGCACGACGGUGCUUAUCCGAUUGCCAGCACGCAGGACCAAUUCGUCUGGCAGUUCCCGCCGCCUUACCCGCCACAGCAAUAUACAUUGUCCUAUAACGACCAGGAUGCUCUUGUACAUACGCUACCCGCGGGUGGUAGGCCGGGAUUUGCAAAAGGCUUUCGUAAAAACUUUGGUGGACAUUGGCGUCGUUUAGUCAAGAGGAAACCAGAAACCGAGACUUGUGCCAUUCCACCGGAACUUAAGGAUCAGCUAAAAACGAUAUACGUUUAUUGACCGACCGUACAGAUGAUACCAAAUCGUACCUCCAUUUUACCGUUGACCUUCCAAUCCGAUAAAAACAAACGCUUUUUUCGUAUCAUAAUUCGUAAGAUACAUCGUUAUAUCGAUUAAUAACAUUAAGGGAUCGAAUUUGAAAGAUUGUUUAACGAAGCGAUAUCGAAAGGAACAAAAAAAUAUGAGGGGAAGAGAAAAAAAGAAGUCUAAAACAACAAAUGCAGGACGGGUCAAAAAGUUACUUCUCAUCGAUUACUCUUUUUCAGGCUUGUAGUUAGUCUUAUAGUUUUACAAGCUAGACUUGUAUUUUUACGAUAUGAAGGGAAAAUAAUUUGCCUAAAAAAGUUUCAAAAAAGAGCAAUCCAUUUUUAUUAUCAUCUAGGAACUUUUGAAAUAAUGAAUCAUCAAGCGAGGGAUGACUUUUCUUGCUAGUCCAAGUUAGAUAUUUUGGGAUAAUGAAAAAUUAAAAAAAAAAAAAGAGUAAUCAGAGUUAUUGUUGUGAAAUUAUCGACAAAAUAAUGAAAUGUUUAAAUCAAAACAUAUCAGGAAAAGUGCCCAAAAGAAAUAUCUCUAGGAUGUGAAGCUCCUAUUCGACUUUGAAUAUCGUGGAAACCUGAAUCUGCACCAGACCAUCUCCAUUCACCGAAAAGUGCCUUUUUUAAAUUCUACUCUCAAUCAUUUUAUUCUCGAAUGGACAUGAAACGUCAUUCAUAUAAUAGUCGUGUGUCGUCAUCCCAUCGUUCGAGGAAUCGUAACACGCUGAAAUUUCUGGACUAUAAGCGCAAAUAUGAGGAAGAUGAGCUUCGUUAAGCGAUGUAAAAGAAUUUUUAUGAGACUGAAAAAAACGUUAAAAGAGCUACGACAAAACGAGUUACAUCGUAGCUUUUUUCUGUAUGUGUAUGUAUUUUACUAUUGAUCUAUAAUAGUAAAAGAUAGAAAGAGAGAGUCACUCAACUGAGAAUCACGUUCACAACGCACUAGUAUUAACGUUAUUACCUGAGAAAUAUAUCUAAUGUCUAAUAUGUAAAAAAAAAAAUAUGAUGAGCGGAGCUAUAUUAUUAGAGGUGAAAGAAAAGAUAAGAAAAGGGAAGAAGAAUAAAUCUCCUAAAAGCGUUUUCUGCUUCUCUCGCACGUGUCUCUUCGAAAAAAAAAGAAAAAAAAUAGAAAAAAAAAAGAAAAAAAAAAUAGAAAAAAAAGCUCUGUCAUUAAUGUAAAUACUAGACGUAUGUAGUUUUUAAAUAACGAUGGCGUAAACUAAACAAUUUUGAAGCUACGAUCAUAUUGACGUAUCAAAAUAUCCUCAAUAUCGUACGACUAAUUGCAAUGAUUUUUUUCUAAUUUAACAAAUUUAAUUUUUUCUUUAACUAAGUUUGUUGUAACUAGUACGAUGUAUUCAAUUCGAAACAAUCCAAUCGAUUAUAUGUACAUGUAAUGUUAAUGUGACAAAUGAUUUAGUCGUACGUUCAUAAGUGUCGAUCUUGUUGCUCGUCUAUGCGCUAUUUGGUAUGUAGAAAAUAGAAUGAAAGGGGAUAAUCAGAACAAAUGUUGUAAUUUAAUAGAUAGAUACACUCUAUUCUUUAUUGUUCUAUCCCCCCCCUUUUCUUUCUUUGACGAAGUCAAUACCAUGAAUAGUGUGUAGUAUUUUGUAGCAAACUUAGACCAAUUUAAGAGAUCUUUAAUAAUUACAUUUACGACUCAUAUUGAGUCUGCACUACUUGCUAAACUACUACGGUAUUUCAAUUACGUAUUAUUGUAAGUUGUACAGCAACGCAAAGCUUCGCUAAAUAUCCGAAAACGUUGUUGUCUUGCCCUUUAUAUAAAAAACAAAAAAAAGAACAUUCGUUUUUCUGGAACUCCUUCGAUUGCUCAUUUGUUUCUUUGCCAAAUUGUAAACAUAGCUUCUUGAUGAGACAUUGAGCGAAAUUUUUUUUUUGGCGUAUGCUGUUGGAUAAGUAUGUCUGCUGUUUCUAUGUGCGUAUGCUUUUCUGGGUGCAUGUGUGUGUAUGCAAAAGUGCGAUUGUGGAAGCAUGGAACAAAAAGUAAUACUUAACGAAGAGGUAAAAGUGUUUAAUUUGGCAAUUGUAUAUUGGUGACUAUAUUAGUCAUGUGAAAACAUAAAAAAUGAAUGAAAAGAAACAACAAAAGGGUAUAUAAAGAAAAGCCUCUAUCCAACCAACGUUCCUGCUGCAGCCGAAACUGUGAAAAGAAAUUUGUAUUAUGAUAUUUUAGGACACGACGACUGUAGCGUAAAUAAUAUAGCAUUGUAAUGCUUUCGCGCGGCACGGAUUAUUCUAACAAUACGAAUUUAUUCAAGUGCCUACGUCAUAUAUAUAUAAUAUAUGUAUAGUAAAAAAAACGUAAAAGCGAAAUUAUAGGAAGGAGCUGCGCUCCCACCACCUAGUCACUUUUAAAAAUACCAUCGAAACGUAUCCCUACGAAUUUUUAGUACAGCUUCGAGUUUCCCUUUGACUAUCUAUCUAAAUACGAUAAUAUUAAAUAAAAGAUUUCAAAUGAA
Molecule: messenger RNA, 4514 nt
Organism: Vespa crabro (European hornet)
Lineage: Eukaryota; Metazoa; Arthropoda; Insecta; Hymenoptera; Vespidae
Exons: 6
Coding region: 1214-1999 (261 amino acids)
Source: RefSeq, a predicted model, not a curated record